GUUGGCAGGCUGUGAGUAUCUGUGUGAGGUGCACAUCUGCAUUAUGUGAGUGGCAUUGUAGCUUGGAAAAUGCAAACCCUUCUGUCCGUGGAAUGAUUAAAGUGCAGGCAUUGUUCUCUCAGUCUGUCUCUGCCUCCUUCCCUCCCUCCUUUUCUCUUCUCUUUUCCUAUCUCUGGAAGGAGGAGAAGGCAUUGAGUCUUCACUGGGACUGUGCGUCCAACACACUCUUGCCUGGGAAGGAGUUGCUGUCACCACUCACUAGACUGGCCCAGAGCUGCCUCUUCCCAUUCCGUCAGGCCUGUGAGGAACCUAGGAAAAUACCAGCAGGAUGGACAGCUCCAACAACAUCUCAGUGGCACACGGCGACACCACUCUAGCCCUGACUGAGUACAAAGUGGUCUCUGUCUUCCUCGUGCUCCUGGUGUGUGUGGCAGGCAUCGUGGGCAAUGCCAUGGUUGUCCUGGUGGUGCUGACCUCACAGGACAUGCACACACCUACCAACUGCUACCUGGUCAGCCUGGCUCUGGCCGACCUCAUUGUGCUGGUGGCUGCGGGGCUACCCAAUGUCUCCGACAGCCUGGUGGGGCACUGGGUCUACGGGCACGCUGGCUGCCUGGGCAUCACCUACUUCCAGUACCUGGGCAUCAACAUCUCCUCCUGCUCCAUCCUGGCAUUUACUGUGGAGAGGUACAUCGCCAUCUGCCAUCCAAUGCGGGCCCAGACAAUCUGCACUGUGGCCCGGGCCAAGAGGAUCAUUGCCAGCAUCUGGGGGGUCACGUCCAUCUACUGCCUGCUCUGGUUCUUCCUGGUGGACCUCAACGUCCAUGAGAACCAGCGUCUGGAGUGUGGCUACAAGGUGUCCCGCAGCCUCUACCUGCCCAUCUAUCUGCUGGACUUCACGGUCUUCUUUCUUGUGCCUCUGCUGGUGGCCAUGGUGCUCUAUGGGCUCAUUGGGAGGAUCCUGUUCCGUCGUCCACCAUCCCAACAGGCCUGGCAGGAGACGAGGCGGCCCCAUGGGCAAGUCAAAGAUGCGCUGGGCAUACGCUCCAGGCCCAAAGGCUCUCCAUCCUCCAGGAAGCAGGCCACCAGGAUGCUGGCGGUGGUCGUGAUGCUCUUCGCCAUGCUGUGGACGCCCUACCGCACGCUGGUGCUGCUCAACUCCUUCCUGGCCCGGCCUCUCCUGGACCCCUGGGUGCUGCUCUUUUGCCGUACCUGUGUCUACACCAACAGCGCCAUCAACCCCGUCAUCUACAGCCUCAUGUCCCAGAAGUUCCGGGCAGCCUUCCUGCGGAUGUGCCAGUGUGGAACGAGGGGGCCACAGAGACACACAGGGGCCCCCACCAGCAGCAGCUGCAAUGCUGUCCACGAGACCCCGCUGGGAACUGAGACGCUGGGCUCCAGCAAGGGCUCAUGUCCUGUGGCAGCUGGCCCCAAACCUUGCCAGCAGGAACCCAACUUCAGCAUGCUCUGAGGGCCUCUUCUGCCUGGUCCCUUGUCUUUAAUCCCUGGGUUUGCUCUCUCUCUGGGCCUGUGGGCAUCUGCU
This is a messenger RNA of Jaculus jaculus (lesser Egyptian jerboa), 1543 nucleotides long. RefSeq names its product thyrotropin-releasing hormone receptor-like. Gene Ontology annotation, molecular function: thyrotropin-releasing hormone receptor activity. NCBI's taxonomy places the organism in Eukaryota, Metazoa, Chordata, Mammalia, Rodentia, Dipodidae. The transcript has 4 exons. Gene Ontology annotation, biological process: phospholipase C-activating G protein-coupled receptor signaling pathway. The record is from RefSeq and is a predicted model, not a curated record. Gene Ontology annotation, cellular component: membrane. Bases 329 to 1471 code for a protein of 380 amino acids.